CUGACAAUCGAAACGAGACCUGGACCCGUACCCCGGUCAAGAAUAUAUAAGAGCCGGAUCGUUGUUGGGCCUCGUAACCAACACCACCAUGGCCGAAGUAGAGAUUCUGACAUUCCAAUCUGUUUUGAAACUAGCCUCUCCAAGUGGAUUGUAUCUUGUAGGAUAUGCCUGGCUCUUUGGCAUGUCAAUCUGGGUUUCAUUCUUUGGUGGUGUAAUUGCCUUCAAGGCCUUGCCACGACAGCAAUUUGGUGCUCUGCAGCACAAGACAUUCCCGAUCUAUUUUGUCAUUUCUAUCUUAUUAUCGUCUGGUCUCUUGAGUUUGUGGACCUACUCCCACCCGGAUGUCGUAACGUACAUUACGCGCCCCCUUGUGGUGGAUGUCGCACAGGCAUAUGCUCUGGCAUCUAUCUCGCUGGCCCAAGGAUUCAACUACUUUGUUGUGGGUCCUCUGACUAGCAAGACCAUGUUCCAGCGCCACAAGCUGGAAAAAGAGGAAGGAAAAGCGUACAACGAACCCGGAGUCUCCGAGGACAUGAAAGUGUUGAAUAGGCGGUUUGGUUACUUGCAUGGGAUUUCAUCCCUUGCGAACCUUUACGCCGUGAUUGCCUUGGGCUUCCAUGGAUUGUGGAUUGGAACAGCUGGUACCGGCAUCAAGGAUGCCUUCUAAGAUGCAUGUAUGAAAGCAAUGAUAACAGUCAAUAUAACA
This is a messenger RNA of Desarmillaria tabescens, 706 nucleotides long. RefSeq lists its product as uncharacterized. The coding region runs from base 89 to 667 and encodes 192 amino acids. The transcript is spliced from 6 exons. The record is from RefSeq and is a predicted model, not a curated record. Lineage: Eukaryota; Fungi; Basidiomycota; Agaricomycetes; Agaricales; Physalacriaceae.